Molecule: messenger RNA, 3853 nt
Organism: Suncus etruscus (white-toothed pygmy shrew)
Lineage: Eukaryota; Metazoa; Chordata; Mammalia; Eulipotyphla; Soricidae
Gene: ADGRA3
Product: adhesion G protein-coupled receptor A3
Biological process (GO): G protein-coupled receptor signaling pathway; cell surface receptor signaling pathway
Cellular component (GO): external side of plasma membrane; plasma membrane
Molecular function (GO): G protein-coupled receptor activity
Source: RefSeq, a predicted model, not a curated record
AACAAUAAGAUAUCCGAGCUGAAGAAUGGCUCAUUUUCUGGAUUAAGUCUUCUUGAAAGAUUGGAUCUCCGAAACAAUCUUAUUAGUAGUAUAGAUCCAGGUGCCUUUUGGGGACUGUCAUCGCUGAAAAGAUUGGAUCUCACAAAUAAUCGAAUAGGAUGUCUCAAUGCAGAUAUUUUUCGAGGACUCACCAAUCUGGUCAGACUAAACCUUUCCGGGAAUUUGUUUUCUUCAUUAUCGCAAGGAACUUUUGAUUAUCUUGGCUCCUUACGGUUUUUAGAGUUUCAGACCGAGUACCUUCUGUGCGAUUGUAACAUAUUAUGGAUGCAUCGUUGGGUAAAGGAGAGGAACAUCACAGUCCGGGACACGCGCUGUGUUUAUCCCAAAUCUCUGCAGGCCCAGCCCAUCACAGGGGUGAAGCAGGAGCUGUUAACAUGUGAUCCUCCCCUUGAAUUGCCAUCUUUCUACAUGACUCCAUCCCAUCGCCAAGUGGUGUUCGAAGGAGACAGCCUUCCUUUCCAGUGCAUGGCUUCCUAUAUUGAUCAGGACAUGCAAGUGUUGUGGUACCAGGAUGGGCGAAUAGUUGAAACGGAUGAAUCGCAAGGUAUCUUUGUUGAAAAGAACAUGAUUCACAACUGCUCCUUGAUUGCCAGUGCCCUAACCAUUUCUAAUAUUCAGGCUGGAUCGACCGGAAAUUGGGGCUGUCAUGUCCAGACCAAACGUGGCAACAAUACGAGAACAGUGGACAUUGUGGUCUUAGAAAGCUCUGCUCAGUACUGUCCGCCUGAGCGGGUGGUGAACAACAAAGGUGAUUUCAGGUGGCCCCGGACACUGGCAGGCAUCACUGCAUACCUGCAGUGCACACGGAACAGCCCUAGCAGUGGCAUCUUUCCUGGGACUGCACAGGACACAAGGAAAGCCUGGCGCCGCUGUGACCGUGGAGGCUUUUGGGCCGAUGACAAUUACUCUCGAUGCCAGUAUGCAAACGAUGUCACCCGCGUGCUCUAUAUGUUCAAUCAGAUGCCCCUAAAUUUGACCAAUGCUAUCGCCACGGCCCGGCAGUUGCUGGCUUACACCGUGGAGGCCGCCAACUUUUCUGACAAGAUGGAUGUUAUAUUUGUGGCUGAAAUGAUAGAAAAAUUUGGAAGAUUUACCAAAGAGGAGAAAUCAAAAGAGCUCGGGGAUGUCAUGGUGGACAUCGCUAGUAACAUCAUGUUGGCCGAUGAGCGCGUCCUGUGGCUGGCACAGAGGGAAGCCAGAGCCUGCAGUCGGAUUGUUCAGUGUCUCCAGCGUAUUGCCACCUACCGGCUGGCCAAUGGGGCACAUGUGUACUCCACGUAUUCACCCAAUAUUGCUCUGGAAGCUUAUGUCAUCAAGGCUGCUGGCUUCACGGGGAUGACAUGCACCGUGUUCCAGAAAGUGGCCACCUCGGACCGCUCUGGACUCUCUGACUAUGGAAGACGUGACCCGGAGGGAACCCUGGACAAGCAGCUGAGCUUUAAAUGCAAUGUGUCCAACACGUUUUCAAGUCUGGCCCUAAAGAAUACCAUUGUGGAAGCAUCCAUCCAGCUCCUCCCAUCCCCUCUUCUCACCAAGCAGAAGCGAGAAGUCAGGCUCACAGACGAGUCUCUCUAUAAGCUCCAGCUAAUCGCCUUCCGCAAUGGGAAGCUUUUCCCAGCCACAGGCAAUUCCACAAAACUGGCUGAUGAUGGCAAAAGGCGGACAGUGGUGACCCCCGUGAUCCUCACCAAGAUAGAUGGCGUGAAUGUAGACACACAACCACAUCCCGUGAAUGUGACACUGCGGCGGAUUGCGCAUGGUGCAGAUGCGGUGGCUGCCCAGUGGGAUUUCGACUUGCUGAAUGGACAAGGAGGCUCGGAAAUCCGAUCGGGUGCCACAUCCUCUUACUCGGAUGAGAAUAUCACCACCAUCCAGUGCUACUCGCUGAGCAACUACGCCGUUCUCAUGGAUUUGGCAGGAUCCGAAAUCUACACCCCUGUGGCCAAUCUCCUACACCCUGUGGUCUACACCACCGCCAUUAUUCUUCUCCUGUGUCUCCUGGCAGUCAUCGUCAGCUACAUAUACCAUCACAGUUUGAUUAGAAUCAGUCUCAAGGGCUGGCACAUGCUUGUGAACUUAUGUUUUCAUAUUUUCCUGACCUGUGUGGUGUUUGUGGGAGGAGUGACCCAAACCAGGAACGCCACAGUCUGCCAAGCGGUGGGAAUAAUUCUUCAUUAUUCCACCCUUGCUACAGUGCUCUGGGUGGGAGUGACCGCGCGCAAUAUCUAUAAGCAAGUCACUAAAAAGUCCAAACGCUGCCAGGACCCCGACGAGCUACCUCCGCCCCCAAGACCCAUGCUCAGGUUUUACCUCAUCGGUGGCGGCAUUCCCAUCAUCGUUUGUGGAAUAACAGCUGCAGCAAACAUCAAGAAUUAUGGCAGCAGACCAAAUGCACCCUAUUGCUGGAUGGCAUGGGAACCCUCCUUGGGCGCCUUCUAUGGGCCGGCCGGCUUCAUCGCUUUCAUCAACUGCAUGUACUUCCUGAGCAUCUUCAUACAGUUGAAACGACACCCAGAGCGCAAGUACGAGCUCAAGGAGCCCACGGAGGAGCAGCUGCGGCUGGCAGCCACCGAGAACGGCGACACGCAUGCCCAGGACUCGCUGUCCUUGUCCCUGAUCUCCACGUCAGUCCUGGAGAAUGAACACACGUUCCAGGCCCAGCUGCUGGCCGCAAGCCUCACCUUGGCCCUGUAUGUCACACUGUGGCUUUUCGGGGCCCUGGCUGUGGCCCUCUACUACCCUUUGGACCUGGUGUUCAGCUUCUUUUUUGGGGCCACAUGCCUGAGCCUCAGUGCCUUCCUUGUGGUCCAACACUGUGUCAACCGUGAGGAUGUCAGGCUGGCCUGGAUCAUGACCUGCUGCCCAGGCGGUGGCAGUUCCUACUCAAUGCGGGUCAACUCGGUACCUCCCCCGGCCUCUGCCAUGGGACCCAAUGGGGAGGCCCCUAAGUGCCACAACAGCAGCGCAGAAUCCUUGGGCACCAACAAGAGUGCCUCGAGCUUAAAGAACUCAUCAUCACAGGGCUGCAAGUUGACCAACCUGCAGGCCGCAGCGGUGCAAUGCCAAAGCAACUCGCUCCAGCUGCAUGCCACGCCACAGCUGGACAACAGCCUGACCGAGCACUCGGUGGACAAUGACAUCAAGAUGCAUGUGGCUCCCCUGGAGGUGCAGUUUCGUGCCAACGUGCACCCCAACCGCCACCAUAAGAACAGGAGCAAAGGGCACCGGGCUAGCCGUCUAACGGUGCUCCGGGAAUAUGCCUAUGAUGUACCCACCAGUGUGGAGGGCAGCGUGCAGAAUGGGGUACCCAAGAGCCGGCCAGGUGGCACCGAAGGCCACUCGAGGACUCGAAGGGCCUAUCUGGCACAUAGAGAACGACCCUACAACCCCCCACAGCCGCAGCCACAGUCCCAGCAGCACCCAGACAGCAGUGAUGCCUGUAGCACCCUUCCCCAAAGCAGCAGGAGCCUGGAAAAGCCCGUGUCCACCAGCAGCAAAAAGGACUCUGUGCGUAAACCCACUGUCGUGGGGCUAGAGAGUGAGCAGCAGAAGUCCUAUGGUCUCAAUCUAGCCGUUCAGAAUGGACCCCUCAAAAGUGGGGCGCAGGAUGGACCCCCUUUGGGCAUGCACAGCACUCCUGGCCAUGUGCGGACUGGAUUAUGGAAACACGAAACCACCGUGUAGGAGCGUGGAUGCAUGUACCAGGGGGGGGCAUGUACAGGCUUGACAUGUCCCACCACUGAAAUCUGUGAUCUCCACAUUCCUUUAAGCUACCAACACGUGAAAACAAAAA